AUGCCGGAUGAUAGAGGAAAGCGUAGACUUCCUUGCAACAACUGCAAAGAAAGGCAUUCCAAAUGUGACCUCGGUCGCCCGUGCACGAGUUGCAAGAAGGCGAAUCUGCACUGUGUGGAUAACUCCCCCUUUCGAUUCAAGGCAGCUACCCAGUCCAAGGGUGAGCUCGAGUUUGCUUCAGACCAGACUUGGCUUAAACCCCGUGUUCGUGGUGGACUUUCGUUCGUAAACGAGACGAUACACAGCCCUCGCACGUCAUACGACACAACAUGCAAGCGGAGAAGAACAGACUCGUCGGUUGGUGCGCUGCACGAGCCUUCUGAGUCUCCUCACUCCGAGUCUAGUCGUCGCCAUGCCUUUCCGACUACAGGAGAAGCACUCUCUGGGCCGGAGUCUUGCACUCCUGUCGGCAUAUUCCCCGAGGCAUCUCACCCUGGCAUCGGAAACUUUACAGAGGCUGCACAUCCAUCCAAAGACCAUGCCUUGCAUGACACCGGUUUUCGAACGCAGUUUAGUGCCAGAAGUAGGCCCCUCGAGACUGAGAGCAGCUACUCUUCAAGUCUUUCUUUGCCCUCUCUACCAAGACCAUCAUGUCUGAUGAGGCACUUCGUUGAGAACCUGGUAGACCCGUUUGACUGCACUGACAAGGAUAAACAUUUCGCUUACGUCGUUCCUCAGCGCGCCAUGACGUGCCCUGUGCUAUUUUAUGCAAUAUGCACAGCAUCUGCAGGCCACUUGGUCCGACACUGUUCCAAACAGUGGCCAAACAGGACUCCCAUCUUCGACAACAUAACACUAAGCGACUUGACAGAAAAGUCGGUCGCCGAGUAUCACAACUCAUGCAUCUCGCUCUUCAUCUCCCUGUCCAACGAUCCUGCUUGUAACUACGACGAAAAUGUUUUUGCAGCCGCCACAAUACUACGUUUCUACGAGCAGCUUGGCGUCGACUUUUUUGGCCUGGACUCAGAGAUAUAUCUGGGCGUCGUGCGCGCUGUGGUGCUCUCUCAGCCGGACUACACGUUUGGGUCCUUUGACGACGACUAUCCACCACCGAGAACAGCAGACGUUAUCAACCUCCCCUUCACUUCACUCGGAUACUCAGUCUGCCUGGUGGCCCUGCGACAGGAGAUUUGGUCCGUCUUGAUAAACCGACGGCCAUUUCGACUGUUUAGGCGUACGGGUAAAAGUUACAACCCACCAGAACCGGCCGGUGACUUUGAGUGGUCCAAUCAUAUUAUUUUCUGGUGCGCCGACGUUCUCAGGUUCUGUUUCGGAGACGAGGGCGGUCUUCCUAUUGACGACCGAUUUCCCCAGGAUCGCCUGGGGCAGUGGGAGUUUCUGGAUGGAUUCAAGCGGAAUUGGGAGACGAUGCGUCCAGACUCGUUUCAGCCGCUGUACUAUCGAGAGGCAGAUCCUGAGAACGGACGCCACUUCCCCCAGAUAGUUCACAUGAAUGACUGCCAAGUGCUUGGUCUGCAGCACUUUGAGAUUGCAUGUAUUCUGCUGGAAGUUUACCAUCCGCAGCGUCUACCAAUUGGGCCCGGGGCAACAGCCAGAAACUUGGCUAUCGAUGAACUGGCUCGUCAGCGCACCCUCAGAGUCUGCGGCCUGGCAUUGUCGAAUAAGAAAUCUCAAGCGACUCUGGUCACCGCGGCUAUCGUUAUGACCAUGUGUGGCGAGACCUUCACCGACCCGGCAACCCAACAGGUGUUGCUUGACGUUCUCACCUAUAUUGGCAGAGAGCACGCCUGGCCGAGUCAAUCAGUCCUUCUCAACCUACAAAACGGAUGGGAGCUACGGAAGAAGUCGCAUUGA
Messenger RNA from Aspergillus calidoustus, 1815 nucleotides. The record is from the annotation of a GenBank genome assembly. Lineage: Eukaryota; Fungi; Ascomycota; Eurotiomycetes; Eurotiales; Aspergillaceae.